Messenger RNA from Erinaceus europaeus (western European hedgehog), 990 nucleotides. Its product is annotated as homeobox protein ESX1-like. Gene Ontology annotation, molecular function: DNA-binding transcription factor activity, RNA polymerase II-specific; RNA polymerase II cis-regulatory region sequence-specific DNA binding. NCBI's taxonomy places the organism in Eukaryota, Metazoa, Chordata, Mammalia, Eulipotyphla, Erinaceidae. The transcript has 5 exons. Bases 1 to 990 code for a protein of 329 amino acids. Gene Ontology annotation, cellular component: nucleus. The record is from RefSeq and is a predicted model, not a curated record. Gene Ontology annotation, biological process: regulation of transcription by RNA polymerase II.
AUGCAGCAGAGCACCCUGAAGCAGAAGAGGCGAGAGCGCACUUUCUUCACAGAUGAACAGCUGCAAGAGCUUCGGGAUUACUUUGAGCACAACAGGUCCCCCAGGUUCUGCGAGCAACAGGCCCUAGCACAGAAACUGAACCUCAAUGAGGACAUCGUGAUGGUUUGGUUUAAGAACCAGCGUGCCAAGCUCUCGAGAGCAAAGAGCAAAGCCCCAGGACCACCACAGGGGCUGGCAGUGCACCAGCCCAUCACCACAAAUCCUGCUGUCCUCCAGUCUCCAGUGGCCCCUACAACCGACAACCCAAGCGCCGGGUGCUCAGCUCCUGCUGCUUGGACCAAGACCCAGAGGAAGCGCACGUUCUUCACUCAACAACAGCUGCAGGGGCUCAAGAGCUCCUUUCAGCACAACCAGCACCCAGGCUAUGGAGAGAUCCUGGCCUUGGCACAGAGGCUGCAGCUGAAGGAGGACCGAGUCUCCGUGUGGUUCUCCAACCAGAGGGCCUGGGCAAAGGACAACUCGACGCCUCAGCCUCAAGGCCUUCAGGAUACCCAUGUUUAUGCCCCAGCAAUGACACCCACUGAUGGAUGUCCCCCAAGGCAAAUUGCUGCUGUGCCCCACAGCCCUGGAAGCCAGGGUUCAUAUGAGCCCAUGGAUUCAUUGGACCCAGCACCUGCCUGUGGCUCCAGAGCCACACCCUCAACUCCAGACCCUGCAGGCCCCACCAGCACAGAGUGCCUGGAACCCAACAGUGGCAGCACCCCAGUCUGGGGCCCUGAGAACACAGUGGACCCUUCUCCGUCACUAUCCACUGCCUACCCUGUAGAGCCCUCUGACCUAAGAUUAUUACCGCCAGAUAACCAGCUACUCUACAAGGAAAUCGAUGACCUGAUGGAAUACAAUGCUUUGGACUCCCACCUCCCCUCCUCAGAGCUGCUGCCCGACAUCCAAGACGAACACAUCUUUGACUACUUCUGGGAGCAGAAGUAG